UGUCGGUGAUGACCGACAGGGAAGAUCUCUCCUCCACUUAAAAUCUAAAUCUAAUAAUUAACAGCCACAUAAAUACUCCUGAUCUAGUUGUACGCCCGCCCAACCUCCCUCUGCGUAAUCUCCAUUUUCCUUUACAGUUGUGUGUAGCACCGUAUCAAAACAACUGUCCACCCUUAACAAACCCAACCACUAUUCACAUUUUGCCAACUCAUAUUUCUAUUUCCCCUGCCCUCUUUAUAAAUUCUUCCCUCCCCCUCCUGUUUCUUUCUCUGCAUCAUCCCCUUCCAUUUCUGCUCAAGAUUAACCAGCCAUUAUGGGCCGUGGAGUGAGCAGUGGUGGUGGACAAAGUUCUUUAGGCUACCUAUUUGGAGGUGGCGACAUUCGUAACACUUCCCAAUCUGUUGGAAACCCCAACCCACCUGCGGCUACAAAUAAUCAGCCUUCCCAUAAGCACCUAUCUGCUUCAUCACCAAUUGAUAAACAAAUUCCAGCAGGCAUCCACGGGAACCCUAAGAAUAAUUACUACCGAGUAGACGGACAGAACUGUGGCAAUUUUCUCACGGAUCGGCCAUUUACCAAGGUUCAUGCAGCUCCUGGUGGUGGAUCUUCCCUGAAUUACCUCUUUGGUAGUGGUGGGAACUAAUUUUUCUCUCGCCGACAUUGAAUACAUCAUAUGUGAUUAUAGAACGUAGUAUAGUAUGUUACCAGGGAAUAGUUAAUCCCGUCGGUGCUCAAUGUAACUAGUUGUCAUCAUAUUGUGUUUCUUCACGUGUGAUCAUGAUCAAAACCGAGUGUCUAUUUUC
Messenger RNA from Carica papaya (papaya), 803 nucleotides. RefSeq names its product protein SPIRAL1-like 3. Gene Ontology annotation, biological process: cortical microtubule organization. NCBI's taxonomy places the organism in Eukaryota, Viridiplantae, Streptophyta, Magnoliopsida, Brassicales, Caricaceae. Gene Ontology annotation, cellular component: cortical microtubule, transverse to long axis. The record is from RefSeq and is a predicted model, not a curated record.